AUGGUCACAGUCAAGAAAGCGACUCGUCCAUCACUGACGGUGGUGGACAACCGUACUGGUCAGACAUAUGAAGUGCCCAUCAAGAACAACUCGAUUUUGGCCACGGAUUUCAAGAAGAUCAAGGCGCAACCGGGCGGCGACAGGCCAGAAGAUGAGACGGAGCAGGGCCUGCGCGUGUACGACCCAGCGUACAUGAACACGGCCGUCGUGCAGAGCAAGAUCACCUACAUCAACGGGCAAGAAGGCAUCCUCAGGUACCGCGGAUACCCAAUUCAGCAGCUGGUGGACAAGAGCGACUUUCUUGAAACGGCCUUUUUACUCAUGUACGGCGAACUGCCUACGAAGCCGCAGUACCAGCAGUGGUCCGAGGAGGUCAUGCAUCACACCUACGUCCACACCGACAUUGAGAACAUGUUCAAGAGCUUCCGCUACGACUCGCACCCAAUGUCCAUGUUGACAUCUGCCUUUGCCACGCUGGGCGCUUUUGCCCCAGAGGCCAACCCUUCCCUGGCCGGCCAGAAGCUCUACACGGCCGCCGCCUCGGGAAACCUUCAGGCCCUCGAGGUGCUGGACAAGCAAAUCUUGAGGAUCAUCGGCAAGGCCCCUACCCUGGCUGCUGCCUCGUAUCGGAUGCGACAGGGACGGCCCUUCAACCGCCCUGCCCAGGGCCUUUCUUACACAGGAAACUUCCUGUACCUCCUCGACAACCUCUCAGGCUACGAGUACAGGCCUCAUCCCGUGCUCGAGAGGGCUCUCGACGCGCUGUUCAUCAUUCACGCCGACCACGAGGUCAACUGCUCGACGGCGACCGUCCUGCAGGUCGGCAGUUCCCUCGUUGACCCAUACUCCGUCGUCGCCGCCGCCUGUGCCGCCCUAUACGGCCCCUCGCAUGGCGGCGCCUCUGAGAGCGCCAUCCGCAUGCUGAUCGAGAUCGGCUCGCCCGAGAACGUGCCCGCCUUCAUGGAGAAAGUCGAGAAGAGGGAGCGUGUGCUCGUCGGCUUCGGCCACCGCGUCUACAAGAACGUCGACCCGCGCUCCACCGCCAUCCGGAAGCUGGCUGAGGAGGUCUUCAAGGUCACAGGGCGGAACCAGCUCCUCGACACCGCGCUGGCCCUGGCCGACUAUGCCCGCAAGAGCGAGUUCAUGCGCAGCCGGAACCUCUACCCCAACGUCGACUUCUAUUCCGGCCUGAUCUACCAGGCUAUGGGCUUCCCACUCGACUUCUACCCUGUCCUCUUUGCCGUGCCGAGGUGUGUCGGGUGGCUAGCCCACUGGAGGCAGCAGAUGCUGCAACCCGGUGGCGUCAAGAUCUGGCGGCCUAGACAGGUUUACGUGGGCGAGGGCGAGAGGGACUAUGUGGAGGCUGACAAUCGGUCUGAGAAAGCUGGCGCCACUGUGUUUGAUGCUCCUGUCAAGGUUGAGCAUGGAGGUGACAACAAGAGGAACAUGUUGGCUUCUUACAAAGAUGAGACAGGUCGAGUGUGGAACAAGAGCAAGUUGUGAUCCCCCACACAAUCUCGGAUCACCAGAAAAUCAUCUGAGAAGGAACCUGAGCACAAUUGGGGAAAGGGUCUGGAGUCAUGGUAUGUAUAGUAUUGUUAUACUUCUUUCGUAGGGAUAGCGGCAUUGUCAUCACCACUUAAUUUCUUGUUGUCGUCAGCCCACCUUCAUCUUGGUACAUGAUUAUACAUCCUUUUGGAUCUCUGGUUCUAGUGUAUAAUACGAUCCUAAGUAUUAAAAAUAUCUAUCCUAUGUUCCAUAUC
Cryphonectria parasitica EP155 is the source of this 1763-nucleotide messenger RNA. RefSeq lists its product as uncharacterized. The transcript has a single exon. Lineage: Eukaryota; Fungi; Ascomycota; Sordariomycetes; Diaporthales; Cryphonectriaceae. The record is from RefSeq and is a predicted model, not a curated record. The coding region runs from base 1 to 1503 and encodes 500 amino acids. Gene Ontology annotation, molecular function: acyltransferase activity, acyl groups converted into alkyl on transfer. Gene Ontology annotation, biological process: tricarboxylic acid cycle.